AUGAGGGACACAGCUGAGGCCACUAAGGCCUCAGCCAAUGGAGAUCGACAGGAGCACCAUUGUGGAGAACCUGGAGCGUGUGGAGAUAGAGGUGGAGACUAUCACAGACAUGCUAUCACCGCUGGCAGUGGUGGAGGAGGAGAGCGAGGAGGAAGGACGAUAGAAGACUGUGGAACAUACUUCCCAUGGUGGGGGGCCUACAGGCUACUGCCCCUGAAGUUUGUGAAGAUUUCUGUCCAUGACCAGCUCUGCCCACCCUGCAAUGCCAGGGAGGAUCUGUACUACUACUGGGAGAAGGUCAUCGACCUCCUUCAGCCACCUAUCGAGGGCUCCAGCAGCACCCACGCCAUUCCUGUUGGGGAUGGGGUCGAGGUGGCUUUUUUCGCUGCAGAAGAGAAAUCUGCUUGGCGGCUGCGGCUGGGGAGGGCUUCCCUAGCCCACAAGGCGCCGAGAAGGACCUGCUUCCCUAUCACUAUACCAUCGAAGGGGUGGCAAUGUGUGUCCCUUGCCAGUAGAACAUCUGGCCCAAGCAUUGCUAUAGCAGCUGCCACCAGCAAGGGGCUGCCUGCCAGGAAGACCAUGGCUGGGGCUCCCGCGGGAAUGGGGGCAGCUACAGCAGGCAGCCAGGGGCCUGGCAUAAGUGUAGCCCUGGCUGGGACUACAACCGGGCAGGUAACAGAGACCACGUCUGCCAGCAGUGGGAGUCUAAUGUUGGCUGGCGCUGCCGGUACAUCCCCAGACUCCGUGAGCAGGGCUUCGGCAGGCAUCAGCAGCCUGACUCUCUCAGGCCACAUGAGCACGGCCUCUGCUGGAGCCCGAAGCAUGGCUGUAGGAGGCCUAGGAAAGUGUAACCCCCUCGGGCCCGAGCACCCUUUUUUGUUGAACUUGCACAGUGAGGGCUACAUGAGUGAGCGGAAGGGAAGUCAGAGGGUGACCAUGGCCAGCCCCAAGGUGGCCAAAAUACGGAUGUCAUUGAGGAGGCAUGCCCGCCACCAGGAAGGCUGAGCUCGUGGGAAGGCCCAGCUCACAGCUGGGCCAAGAAGAAAGGUGGCAGUGGCCACAGGAGGCCAUCCCGGCAGGCUCUGACUUCCAAGGAGACACAGAAAUCCAGCCACCGGCUCCAGGGAAGCUGCCACAGCCUGUCUUCCCACAAAGCCACCAGCCGCAGUCCCUCUGUAAAGGAUUCCUCGGGAGAGGAGUUGCUUGCCACCUGCUAGUGCUUCCAGGACCUCUGACAAAGGAGGGAUGGAUAAAAGCUCAGCCAAGAAACACCCCUUCCACUGCCUCAGCUAAGAAACCCAGCCAUAUUG
Messenger RNA from Phascolarctos cinereus (koala), 1310 nucleotides. The record is from RefSeq and is a predicted model, not a curated record. Lineage: Eukaryota; Metazoa; Chordata; Mammalia; Diprotodontia; Phascolarctidae.